AUCAGAGGAACUGAGAUAAUAUCCACACCAGCAGCAUCCAUCACCAGAGCUACAGAGCCAUCUCAGCCCGUCACGGCGCUCGCCAGCUGUUAACAGCACUAUGGCACAAGCCGCCAAACAUCUGCGCAAGAAUAAGGAUUUAGAGGCGCUCGCCGAACAGGAGCGGAAGGAGAAAGAGGAAGAGAAGGCGAAGAAAAGAAGCCGCUCGCGGGAUAAAAAGCGCAAGGCCCACGUCGUUCAUCGCUGGCUAAUCGAUCAGGACAAUAGUGUGAGCUCUGAGCUGCCGGAUGGCCAGGGAGUGUGGCACUAUGAUGAAACAGCGGAUGCUGCCACCAGUUUCCUCCGUGCAGCUCGCUCAGGUAAUCUGGAAAAGGUCCUAGACCACAUCAAGAAUGACAUCGACAUCAACACUGCCAAUCAGAAUGGACUCAAUGGGCUGCACUUGGCCUCGAAAGAAGGCCAUGUUAAAAUGGUGCUGGAACUACUGCACCAUGGUAUUGUCCUUGAGACAUCCACAAAGAAAGGAAAUACUGCUCUUCACAUCGCUGCGUUAGCUGGACAGGAACAGGUGGUCACAGAGCUGGUUAACUAUGGAGCUAAUGUCAAUGCUCAGUCUCAGAAGGGCUUCACUCCUCUCUACAUGGCUGCACAAGAGAAUCAUCUGGAGGUUGUGAAGUUUCUCCUGGAUAACGGAGCCAAUCAGACCAUUCCAACUGAAGAUGGCUUUACCCCUCUUGCUGUGGCUCUUCAGCAGGGCCAUGAGAAUGUGGUGGCCCUGCUCAUCAACCACGGUACCAAGGGCAAGGUCCGCCUUCCUGCACUGCAUAUAGCUGCCCGAAACGAUGACACCCGGACUGCCGCUGUGCUUUUACAGAAUGACCCAAAUCCUGAUGUCUUAAGCAAGACAGGCUUCACACCGCUCCAUAUCGCAGCCCACUAUGAAAACCUGAAUGUUGCCCAGCUACUCCUAAACAGAGGAGCUGAUGUGAACUUCACGCCCAAGAAUGGGAUCACGCCUCUACAUAUUGCAUCCAGGAGAGGAAAUGUUAUCAUGGUCAGACUUCUGCUGGACCGAGGAGCAAAGAUUGAUGCCAAGACAAAAGAUGAGUUGACUCCUCUUCACUGUGCUGCCAGAAAUGGCCAUGUGAGAAUAAUUGAGAUCCUUCUGGACCAAGGAGCCCCAAUACAGGCCAAGACUAAAAAUGGUCUUUCUCCAAUACAUAUGGCAGCCCAGGGCGAUCAUUUGGAAUGCAUCAGACAGCUCUUACAGUACAAUGCUGAGAUUGAUGACAUCACUCUCGACCACCUGACCCCGCUGCAUGUGGCAGCACACUGUGGACAUCAUCGCAUGGCCAAGGUGCUCCUGGAUAAAGGAGCCAAACCAAACACCCGUGCUUUGAAUGGCUUCACGCCACUCCAUAUUGCCUGUAAGAAGAACCACAUGCGUGUGAUGGACCUACUGUUAAAGCAUUCUGCAUCCCUGGAGGCUGUAACCGAGUCAGGACUGACCCCACUGCAUGUGUCCUCCUUCAUGGGUCAUCUGAAUAUAGUGAAGAUACUGAUGGAAAAAGGAGCUUCACCACAUGCCUCAAAUGUGAAAGUCGAAACACCUCUGCACAUGGCAUCUCGAGCUGGUCACUGUGAAGUUGCUGAGUUCCUGUUGCAGAAUGCAGCUCCAGUGGACGCCAAAGCCAAGGAUGACCAGACGCCGCUACACUGUGCCGCCCGCAUGGGCCACGACGAGAUGGUGAAGCUACUGCUGGAGCACAAGGCAAACCCCGACUCCACCACAACAGCAGGACACACUCCACUGCACAUCGCUUCUCGUGAGGGACACACACAGACCGCCAGCAUCCUACUGGACAUGAACGCCCAGCUCACCAAAAUGACCAAGAAAGGCUUCACCCCCCUUCAUGUAGCAGCCAAAUACGGAAAGUUGGAUGUAGCAGUGCUGCUUUUAGAGAGAGGAGCCAACCCAAACGCUGCAGGAAAAGUUGGACUCACACCGUUGCACGUGGCUGUCCAUCAUAACAACCUCGAUGUGGUCAAUCUUUUUCUCAGCAAAGGCGGAUCACCACACAACGCUGCUCGGAAUGGCUACACUCCGCUCCACAUUGCUUCCAAACAGAACCAGGUGGAGGUAGCGAGCAGUUUACUGCAGCAUGGAGCUUCUCCCAAUGCUGAGUCAUUGCAAGGGGUCACACCGUUACACCUAGCCUCGCAAGAGGGCCAACCAGAUAUGGUGCUGCUGCUUAUCUCAAAGCAGGCCAAUGUAAAUCUGGGAAAUAAGAGCGGACUGACUCCUCUUCACCUCGUGGCUCAGGAGGGUCAUGUUGGCAUUGCUGAAAUACUAGUGAAACAUGGGGCGUCUGUCUACGCUGCCACACGAAUGGGUUACACUCCACUUCAUGUGGCUUGUCAUUAUGGCAAUGUCAAGAUGGUUAAGUUCCUCUUACAGCAACAGGCCAAUGUAAACUGCAAGACCAGGAUGGGAUAUACGCCGCUACAUCAGGCUGCUCAGCAAGGCCAUACGGACAUUGUGACGCUUCUCCUGCAACAUGGUGCAGAACCAAAUGAAAUUACGUCUAAUGGCACGUCAGCUCUUGCCAUCGCGAAGCGCCUUGGAUACAUCUCAGUCAUUGAUGUGCUCAAACUGGUCACUGAAGACACAGGUACUAUGAGCACCACAGAAAAGCAUCGCAUGAGUUUCCCCGAGACAGUUGAUGAGAUCUUGGAUGUGUCUGAAGAUGAAGGAAUUGCACAGCUUUCGUUAGGCGAGGAGCUGCUGGGGAACGAAGGUGCCAGGUAUUUGAAGAUGGAGGACUUAAAGGAUCAUGAUGAGGAUUUCCUUUCCCCCAAGAAUGUUCUAGAGAAUCAUUCUCCUGCUAUUCCAAGGAUCCCCUGUGUGUCUCCUGAAACAGUCAUGCUGAAAGAACAUGAACUGGAGCAGCACACGCCACUUCCUUUGGCCAAGGAGUAUGAUGAAGAUUCACUGAUCCCCAGCAGUCCAGCCACAGAGACGUCAGACAAUGUCAGUCCAGUAGCAAGUCCCAUCCACACCGGAUUCCUGGUGAGCUUCAUGGUAGAUGCUCGUGGCGGCUCAAUGAGAGGCAGCAGACAUAACGGCCUGCGUGUCAUCAUUCCUCCUCGUACCUGUGCCGCUCCAACACGCAUCACCUGUCGCCUGGUGAAGCCGCAGAAGCUUGCCACACCACCUCCUCUGGUGGAGGCUGAGGGUCUCGCCAGCCGUAUCAUCUCUCUUGGUCCAGCUGGCAUGCAGUUCUUAGGGCCUGUGAUUGUAGAGAUUCCCCAUUUUGCCGCGCUUGGUCGGGGAGAUCAUGAACUAGUCGUCUUGAGGAGUGAGGACGGAUCAGUCUGGAAGGAGCAUCGUGAUCGAUAUGGUGACGAGGUCCUGGAGACCAUCCUCAAUGGCAUGGAUGAAGACCUUGAGAGUCAGGAGGAACUUGGGAAGAAAAGAAUCAGGCGCAUCAUUUCGACCGACUUCCCGCUCUACUUUGCCGUGGUUUCCCGUAUCCAGCAGGAGAAUGAUCUGAUUGGCCCAGAAGGGGGUUAUCUCACCAGUAAGCUGGUGCCCAUGGUCCAGGCCAGUUUUCCUGAGACAGCUGUCACCAAGCGUGUCCGUCUCGGACUCCAGGCACAGCCCGUCCCUGAUGAGCUGGUGGCCAAGCUUCUAGGGAACCAAGCCACAUUCAGUCCUGUCGUGACUGUAGAGCCUCGUCGACGUAAGUUUCACCGUCCCAUCGGCCUGAGGAUUCCACUGCCUCCUUCCUGGAGGGAAAGUCCACGGGACGCUGGCGAGGGCGACACCACCAGCCUCCGCCUGCUCUGCAGUGUCAUCGGUGGCACUGCUCCAGCUCAGUGGGAAGAUAUAACUGGCACCACCAAACUUAUUUAUGCCAAUGGCUGUGCCAGUUUCACCACCAAUGUCUCUGCCCGUUUCUGGCUGGCAGACUGUCCUCGGACUGCAGAGGCCGUGUCCUUUGCCAACCUUCUGUACCGUGAGCUGUCAGCCGUGCCGUACAUGGCCAAGUUUGUAGUUUUUGCAAAGAUGAAUGAAGCACGGGAGGGUCGACUCCGCUGUUACUGCAUGACUGAUGACAAAAUGGACAAAACCCUGGAGCAGCACGAGAACUUUACUGAAGUGGCUCGCAGUAGAGACAUCGAGGUGAUGGAGGGAAUGCCGCUGUAUUUGGAGUGUUCAGGAAACUUGCUUCCCAUAAGGAAGGCAGCACAGCAGCCCCGCUGCUUCAGCUUCCAAGCCUUCAGGGACAACAGACUGCCUGUGUCUGUCAAGGUGAGGGACAGCAGUAAAGAUCCCUCUGGUUUGUUGUCUUUCUUGCGCAAAUCAACCAAAUACGAAGAUAGUCAACAUGUGUUGUGCAACCUCAACGUAACCAUGCCGCCUUGCAUUAAGAUUAUAGGAAGUGAUGAGCGAAGGAGAACUCUGACUCCUUUAGCUCUGAGGGAAAGAUACAGUGCUCUAAAUGAACCAGCCAUGGCAUCACUGAGCGCCAUGGAAAGGAUGGAGUUAAAGAUGGCUUUAAUAGCUGAACAGCUAGGCCUGAGCUGGGCUGAGCUGGGACGUGAACUGCAGUUUAAUGUAGAUGAAAUAAAUAAGAUCCGUGUGGAGAAUCCCAACUCCCUUUUAGAGCAGAGCUCAACAUUGCUCAACCUGUGGACCACACGAGAGGGGAAGAAAGCCAAAAUGGACAGCCUGUACGUGGCCCUCAAGAGCAUCGACCGAGUGGACAUUGUGAACAUGUUGGAGGGCCAGGGACCACCAACAGGUCAGCAGGCAGGCUGGGAACAAGAUGCUUCCAGGUCUAGGCAUCAUGAGAGAGACCAUCUAUCUCCUGGCAUCACAAAUGGUUACGGGCUGGUGGUACAGGAAGAACUAGUCUCACCAGCCUCCAUGCAGUACAGUCUACCUUCACCACUGGGCAAUGAGCCAUACUGGCAGGAAGUGUCAAGCAUGGAGUGUGCACCAAUCGCUACCACUGAAGAGGACACACUCAUGGACAUGUCUGAGGUACAGGUUUGGCCCUCAGGCAAUAGUCCUUCCAUUGUGGCCAUAGAGGACUCCUCACUUGAGUGCAGCAAUGCUGAUGACUCCGAGGCGCUACUGAACAGGAGCCUGGGCCACUCGAGGAGCGGUACUCCUGGUGCAAACGGACCAGUGGGACUUGCUACUCAGGGAGGGUUAAGUGGUUCCAUUGAGCUACUUGAGGAUCAAUCCAUUGGGGCGGAUUCAGAUUACAGUGCUGCUGGGAUGCUGUGUCUGAGCGAAGGGGUCAACAUCAAUGCUCUGGACAGAGGUCAGGGGUCGGAGAGGUUAGAAGGUGCUGUAGGCCAAGAAGUCAACAACAUUAAAGAUGAUUCCAGUGGAGGUUUGGGAGAAGGAGUAGGUGAUGACACAAACGUAGAAGAUAGCAUAUCUCUCAUUUCAGGGCAACAGCGAGUUUAUGCUCAGUUGAGUGAGUCACCUGUGCUAAGAAGACGGGCAGAUCCUGGUGAUGACAGGUUAAGUGGUGGGUCCUUCCUAUCUUAUCUACAGGAUCAGGGGACUCCAGGUUGGCACUCUGCCCCAGAACAAAACCAGAACAUAGUGGGAUCUCUACAGUGCUUUCUUCCUAGACUGGCAAUGGAGUCUAUGAUGUCAUCAGUACGAGCCACAGUGGACAGUGAUUCUAAGCAGUCUUGCCUAGCCCAGGAAGCCCUUAUUGAACCAGUGCGGGACAUGGGGCAUUCUGAGAUCAUCCACGGGCAUUAUCAAGGAACUCAACCUUUUGAGAAAGGACUAGGCUUCCCGCACAGAGCAGCUAACAUUCGGGCUUGGGAGGACAUGAGUCUUAGAAGACAGGGUGAUGAGGCAGAGGAUCUUCCAGGAGAGCAAGUGAGCGAGGAGCAAUUUACAGAUGAGCAUGGCAACAUCGUCACCAAAAAGAUUGUAAGGAAGGUGGUCCGGAGAGGAAAAGGGGAUGAAGGGGGUCAGGAGCUCAUCAUAGAAGGGCAGGAUAUCAAUGAGGCAGACGCUGAUGGAGAACUGUUCAUGAGAUAUGCCGUCCUGGGCCAUGACAGCAAGCCGGAUGUUGUGAAUGUGAAGAGGGGAGGUGCUCAAAUAGUCAAAUGUGUGAGUCUGCGGAGAGUAAAGCAGUGAGUCUGACUCACUCCUCCCUGCAGGACUUGACACCUUCAUCCAAACCAUCCUUCACUGACACAUGAUGGGUGUCAAAUAAAGAAGAAAAUUGAGUUCGAGCAUGGGCGAUAGGCGAUGGAUAUCAACUACAAAAAGAGAUUUUCAGACUUUUUGUAACAAGCAAAGCAAACACUAGCGGCUAGAGGCAUGAUUUCCUAUAAAAUGAAACCAAAUAAUGAAAAAAAGCAAGCAUUUGAGAAGUGCUUCCUGUAAUCUCAAUAUCAGCAUGUGAAAGUGCUGUCGCAUGGCCUGCCUUUACAUACAGCACUGACUGCAAGCAAUUAUGAGGAGAGAAAAUACUGUCGUACUGCAAGGGCUGUAAAAUAGUGGGAGGAAGGACUUUGGCCAACUGGAUGCAUGCACUUAACAUCAUGCAAGUGGAGCACAUGGGACACAAGUUUUAGUCAAAUCCAGCAAGUUUCCCAAAAUGUUGUCUUCCAAGCGAGUCCAGAACACACUUAGGAGGAGUUUGACCCUCUUGUACUGGUAUUAUACAUAAUAUGCACUCAGAUAUGAUGUGAAUGCACUCUCCGUGUGCGUGUGUUCUUUUUCACAGCCAAAAAAAAAAGAAGAAAAAAAAGACAACAAUCUAUGCGAUGAUUAUGCUGCUGUCUCAAUACUUGCUCCUGAAUUCUUGUUCAGUCCAAUAGUAUGUGUCUUGUGUAUUGUAAAGGUAUAAUUGUGUAGCAAAUGAGCUUUGAAGUCCUGUGUUGCCUGAGAUGUACUAGGCUCAAGGGUUACAAUUUGUGCAGUUUAAAUGUUUUCAGUGGGAUACAGUACUUUGGACAUAUUUUAAAAUCACUGUGCGGCUCUAGUAUGUACACGUUUGAUGCGCUGCAGCAAAAUUUUUGUUUUUGUUCUAUAUACAUUGCAUACCUCUGUGUAUAUAAACCCUGAGCUUCCUCUUAAUAACUCGAUAUGCACAGAGGAGCUUACAAGCGUUAUAUUAACAUUUGCAUCAUCCACCUUCAGCAUUUGCUUUAUUCCAAAUAACCACUAGUGGGAAGACUUUCUUCUGAAUCCUUAAAACCAAAAAAGCAAUAAUUUGUAUUUGUCUUGUUAUAAAUGACAGUUAAAAAGUCUAACCUUUCAUUAGUAGUAAAAAUGUAGAUAAAGGCUGUCAGUAGAUUCAAGUUAUUACUCACAACUAAACUUGUAGUUUGUUUUGUAGGUAAUAAUUCAGCAUAUUCAUUAUUAACUUAUAAAAACCUAAAAAGUUAUGUUCCGAAGAUUUUUGGGAACACUUUAUAAUAAUGUUCCAUCUGUUAAUAAGAAUUAGUUAACAUAAAAUAAUGAAAACUACUUCUUAAGCAUUUAUUAGUAUAUGUUAAUUUCAAUUUACUAAUAGUUUAUUAAGAUACAGCUUGUAUCUUUUCAUAAUAUUUAACAUAUUUGAGUCCACAAUGAAUAGUUUUUUUAUUCAUGUUAUUAAAAAAUUAAUAAAUAUUGUAACAAAUUAUUCAGCGUUAGUUAAUGUAUUAUCAGUGUUAACUAAUAGGACUUUACUUGUUGUAAAGUGUUACCAAAUUUUUUAUUGAUAACUUCAAAUUACUAAAAACAAGUCUACUUAACAUUAGAGGAGAAUGAAACCAGUUCUAUAUAUUCAAAAUCAAUGGCACUAAACUCACUAACUCUGGGAGCCCAAAAAUCAACAUUGUUUUUCCUAGACAUGUCACAAUUAUAGCCAUCCCUGCAGUUAUCGCCCUUCCAGUGAUUUCUAUUCAGUUUUCUCUUUUCUGAGGCCAUAUGUCCAGUCUUCCUCGGGAUACUUAGUCUUUUCUAUACUCUUACACAAUAUUAAUUCCAUAUCUAUUUGUAAUAAUCUUUGAAUGAACGAAUGGCAAUUAGAUUGCUUGGUUUGCGAAAUUUGUUAAACAAAUAAUAAUAUUUAUAAUAAUAGUAAAUAAUAGCAAUAUUUUUACUUUACUGAAAGGUUAGAUUUUUUUCUCAUAUUUUGAGCAUAACAGAUAAAAUUUGUUGACAGUAUUUUUUAUUUAUUUAUUUGUUUUGUUGUUGUUUAUUUAUACAGAUGAUGCUAAUACUCAUGGUGUGCACUAUAUAUUGCUUUUAGGGGAAAACAACACAAUCUGUAUUGGUUCUCAUUUUUGAUGCCAAACAUUUUCACUGAUAUAAUUAGAUGUGUAAUAAUUUUCAGACACUCUACACAUGCUUGACAAAAAGGUGUGAACACUCCAGACACAUUCUUUGCCUUUCUUAAGCUUGAUGAAGACACGUAGCCACUGAGCACUGUGAUCAGACUGUUUACUGUCCCACAACAGAACAGAGCUGACUUGCACACACACAUGCACAAAUUAAAUAUAAUGUGGAUUACCUGGUCUGCACUUAGGUUAUUCUUUGCCAGCACUUCAACCACUCGUAUAUUCUCUUCCGGAGGUUUUUAGAAACAACAGCUGUAAUUGUAUGCACCUCUCUUCAUUAUAUUAUAUUAUGCAAACAGUGAUCACUGCAGCACUGGUUGGCGUCUCUACGGACACUAUACUAUACAAAAUACAGACUUCGGCCUGAAAGUGUCCUGUGAAUUUAUAGGAUGACUCAAAUCAAGCAUCUCAUAUGUAUGGGAAUAAAAUUCAGAUUCUGAUAACAUGAGAGCAUAAUACCAAAAAUAGGCCAUUUAUUGUAGCAUUUAUUUUAUACCGUAGCAUUGUUAUUUAAAUCUGCAUUGUCUGAGGUUAUUUGUGCACCACAUUCAAGUCACAUGAAUAAAACUAAAUCUAAAUUUUUAAGCAUCACUUUUAACAUUUUUAUGUUGUUCAUUAAAUCAUUUAAAAUAAGGAUGCACAUUAAUAAUAAAUACAUAAACAAUAAAUGAAUGUCUUCCAUUAAAAUGUAUUAUUUUAUAUUAUAUUGUUUUUUAAUCUUCUAUUUUACAGAUGCAUUAUUAAAAGAUUUUUAUUAAGCUUGCAUUUAAAAUUCAACAAGCUCUUUAUUCAUAUCCUUCAUAUGCUUUUGUGGGAGAGGGGGAGUUGUGUGUGUGUUUUUUUUUUUUUUUUUUUAAGUUUUUUUUUUUUUAAGUUUUUUUUUUAAGUUUCAGGUAUUCUCAUUUCUGUGGUUUGAGAUUUCCAGUACUUAAGGUUGAAUUUUUAGGAAAAAUAAAUGCAGCCACUCUGCUGGCAUGAGAUGGGUCCUCCUUCGAGUCCAUCCCUGAACAAACCUUCACAGAUUACAGUGGCUGCGUAUUUGGGCCGGACUAUUCCAGUAUGGCAGCAAAGUUGUGGCAAUUGUUUGAUGUCUAAGCACUGGUUUAAACCAACCUCUUGCAAAAAUGUGAACUGUUGCAAAAUGACAGAAUAUUUAUACUCCUAUCUACUACCGAAUGAUUUGAAAUCAAUAUAAACACAACAGCAUAUUACUUAUGAGAAAGGAAUGCAAAAUGCACACUUGCACAGAAAAGAUGUUUUUAAUACAUCUUCUAGUACGUAUAUAUAAUUAUAUUUAAUUAGAAUGCUUUGCACUUGCAAAUGGGAAUUUAUGAUCUGCUAUUUGGGAACUUGGGAAUACUUUAAUGUCAUGGAUGUACUUAUAGCAUCUAAGCAUCUUCUAGCAUCAAACAAGGGGAUGCCUGUGGGAAUAUAGAAGCAUCGUGCUUCUUUAAAGUUUCUUUCAUUUUAUUUAUGUAUUUAUUUUUAUUGCUACUAUAGGUCUUUGAAUUAGACAAGAUUUUAAAUGUCUAUAUAAAUAUAUAUAUAUAAAUAUUCAACCCUGUACACCAGCUGAAGAUACAUUUACAGAAUUAAUAAAGAAAUAAAAACUGACAAACUGAA
This is a messenger RNA of Carassius gibelio (silver crucian carp), 9999 nucleotides long. It is a transcript of the gene ank1a, whose product is annotated as ankyrin 1, erythrocytic a. The transcript has 45 exons. Lineage: Eukaryota; Metazoa; Chordata; Actinopteri; Cypriniformes; Cyprinidae. The record is from RefSeq and is a predicted model, not a curated record. Gene Ontology annotation, molecular function: protein binding. Gene Ontology annotation, biological process: signal transduction. Bases 101 to 6178 code for a protein of 2025 amino acids.